AAUCCCGCCAGCCUCGUCAUUCCGGCCUGAACUUCUCCACCAACAGGCUCACUGCGAAAAUGAACACUGCAAAGAUCCACGACAAAUUGUCCAUAAUGAAUUUCUGGGAGCAGAAAAUUGAGAAUCACACCCAGAUGACGGAGCAUGAGGACGAGAGGAUGAACAGGAGUGCACUUUCUAGGCUAAGGAUGGAUUGGACCACAAGGCUGGAAAGACAAACAAAACACCUGAAGAAAGUCCACGAAGAGAGAGCAAAGAAGCCCAGGCCAGCAGAGAUGACAGCCAGUGCCUAGCCGGUCGAUCUCUUUGCCCCGGCCCAGUCUGCCUGUCGCUGAAGGUCCCUCCUCAUGCUUCUGUCUGUUUGCUCCCGUUUCUCUUUUCAAUAAAAAGCUGCCGUUUCAGCCAUU
Molecule: messenger RNA, 407 nt
Organism: Paramormyrops kingsleyae
Lineage: Eukaryota; Metazoa; Chordata; Actinopteri; Osteoglossiformes; Mormyridae
Product: protein FAM240C
Source: RefSeq, a predicted model, not a curated record